UGUAUGCUGUGAACGAUUUUUAUUAGUAAAUCUAUACCGAAUGAAAUGUCAAAUCUAUAAUGGCUGGAUUGCGAAUGUUAUACAAACAGCUGUUGCAGUGUGCAGAUCUAAAACAGUGACAGUAUUAAAUCAGUCUCGUUUACGUCAAGAAGUCACGAACGGUUAGAUAAAGGACUGUUUGUACAGUACUAUGGCAUGCGAAACGUUUGUGAAAGAAUUCCAAUCCGAAAAUCUAGGACUAAACCAUGACACUCCAGCAGACUUUGUCCGUUCCCAGUGGCCUAUUAAUCAAAAACUUUACGUGGGAUGCCGGUUACUUGUGUCCAUGGCCAUGAUUGGUUGGUUUUUGGCAGACAUCGUCUACGAAUCAGCAGCUUUCUACCAGGAUCGCACAUGGACUUACGCUGUUUACGCCACCAAUUGGAGUUUCUUCCUGUUGGUCAUCACCAGUCUGUAUCAGACAAUGUGCAGUUUAUACUACACAAUCAAGACUUCGGAUAAUCUAGACGACAGACAUUUUGAUAGGAUGCCGCUCUCCUUGAAGAUUCUAUGGGUGCUCAAGAACCUAAGCUAUAAUUCUGCAUUUAUCGUUACCAUGUCUUACUGGGCAUUUAUAAUUUUCCUUGAUCAUAGCAAGGUAUUCCAGACAGAUUUAAGCAGGUUGAAGCACACUAUGAAUUCUGUUUACGUUCUACUGGACAUGAUGAUAUCGGCUACUCCAUUCCGUCUUUUACACAUGUUAUACACGGUAGCUCUGGGAUCCGUCUACUCUCUGUUUAACGCUAUAUAUUUCCUCAACGAUGGAACAAUUCUGGAGGGCCGACAUUACGCCUAUAACGUUUUGAACUGGGUAAAACCCACGGAGGCUAUAGUGACGUGUACGUUAUGUAUUAUCUUGUCAAUACUAAGCCAGACAUUCUUAUUCUUGUUGUACAGAUUACGUCUAUGGAUAUUCUUUAAAUUGUAUUUUAAAGAUCAUUCUUUGGCACCGUUGGAUGACUUUGAAUCUGAAAUGAGCAGUAUUAUUUCGGAGCAAUCAUCCUACAAAUACACGAUGGAAUAAUAGAGUUUCUGAAACAACAGCAAACAUACUAUAAUGACAAAUCAAAAGUGAAGUACUUUUAAUUUCGAUCAAAAUUUGUAUAUAACUUAUGUAUACACAUACAUGUAUAUAUGGUGUACUGAAUGUGCAUAACAUGUAGCUAGUUUACGUGAUACAUGUAUUAUAUAUUUUCUACAUCUUCA
This is a messenger RNA of Saccostrea echinata, 1245 nucleotides long. Its product is annotated as protein rolling stone-like. The transcript has 4 exons. NCBI's taxonomy places the organism in Eukaryota, Metazoa, Mollusca, Bivalvia, Ostreida, Ostreidae. Gene Ontology annotation, cellular component: membrane. The coding region runs from base 191 to 1063 and encodes 290 amino acids. The record is from RefSeq and is a predicted model, not a curated record.